AUGGCCCAAGAGGAGAGCAGCACCAAUCCUAGAUUGGAUCAACUCACCAGCAAACGAUUCCCAGCUCCCAUAAAAUUUCCAUUUACAGCCUACUCUCACUGCCACGACCUGCUCGCAAUCGUUACGUCCAUCUGGGAUGUCAACGUCUUCCGCAUCACAAAUGGGCAGCUCGCCUACCACAUCAAGCAAAUCAAAAAGGAAGUCGAAGUGACUGCCUUGAGCUGGAAAGCGGAUGGGACUUGUCUUGGCAUCGGCUGGAGCAACGGGCAUUACGCGAUUCACGAUGGCGGGACUGGGAAGCAGAUGCAGCUUGUGAGCUUGCAGCCUGAAGGCGGCGAGGAUGAGGAGUGGUUGCUUGAUUUGAGGAUCAAGGAGCCUGAACCUGCGAAGCCUGCUCCUAUUCAACAGCCGGCGGAUGACAAGCCUGAACCUGAACCUGAACCUGAACUUGCGCCUGAGCCUGAGGAACCAAAGCCUGAGCCAUUGAAGGUCGGAUGCUUUGGCUGGAUGGGCCAUGAAGCUGGCAGGAAUGUGAGACGAAAAGUCACAGAAGAGCUCACGACAGAUGACUGGUACGAUGGGCUUGACGAGAUCGAGGAAGCUGCUGGGAGUGCUAAGAAGAAGCUCGAUGCAGCGUUGAUGGACUUACCACGAGCUAUUACGACACUGGACGUGACGAAAGUUCUGCCCAAACUAAGCAAUAUUCAGACCCAUUCUACGUCCAAUACGAAGGUGUUUGGAGCGUUAAACAAGUUCGGCAACCAACAGGCAACAAAUACUUUGUUCCAUACCCGCAAGGAUACGGCAUCCAAUGUUGUUCAGAGUGUACUCGUCUGUCAGGAAGAUGGUGUUGUGCAGGUCUUCCUCGAUGAGACGGUCAAAGUUGGAAGCAACUCUAUCCCGGGCAAGCCCAUCAUGCACGCCGCUCACCCAGAGAGCGCCAGCCACGCCAUUCUAUCAGACACAGGAAACUCGAGUUUGACUCUGAAUUUGCUGGACCUGCCUCUACAGGCGCUGAGCGGACCACUGCUCCAUGUGAUUGGAACCAACAACAAACGGAUACAAGUGCUACUGGAAUAUAUCGUGCAGACAGUGCGGUGUAUCGAACACGAUUUCACAACCAGCAUUGCAUUGCCGCAAAGGCUGAUCGACAAUCUCUCAGCCUUUCUAGAAACUGAGCUUGAGUCCGAUCCAGUGCUAAAUCUCUUCAAUUUGGCAAUGACUGGCGGCUUCAAUGAACCCCUGAAAGAAUGGUUCACCAAUGCCAUUACCCGCCGCCACAAGGACUGGGAACAAACAAUCAAUUCAAUGUACACACAUCUGCAGAAUCACGUCUUCAUCAAUCUCCUGCCUGCGCUGGACCGCAUGAGCAUAGCCCUCACCACUCUUCGUGGGCUCGCGAACUUUUACGAAGGCUCAAGCAAGUUCGAUUGUCCGGCUGAGUUGUUCACCAAGAUCCUCGAGCAUGUCGACAGCUUGCGGCUUGUUGCACAGAAGAUGCAAUUGAUCAUCCAGAUGGAGCACCGCCAAUUCCGCGCAUUCUACAAAUGGGUGAAGAUGGAUCUUGAAAUCGCAAUCGCAGGACCACUAUCGAACAGCGCGCUUGAGAUUGAAGACCGAGAAGUGCCAAACUUGGACUAUGCUCUGCUACUGCCCUACAUCAAGGAGACGUUAAUGCGCAGCAGGCUGACGCCCCAUGUCGAGACUAGACCGGAAAUAGGAGAGAGCUGCAGUAAGGACGAGUUCUUCCAGAAACCCAUCAUCCAAGACAUCAGCUACGAGCGGACGAAAGAAGCCCUGCAACAGCUCAAUGGCCUCAAAUCAGACGCAGAACUGAAGAUCAAGGACGUCCACGAUCCAUGUUCUCUCCUCAACCUCCCAGCCCUCACCGCAGGCCUCAUAGGCCACGUCCGCCUCGCCCUCACACGCAUCACCGAAUGGCAAAGCCGCAUGCUCUCCCACCCAACCUCAAUACCGCUCCCUUUGGACCCCGGCACAACAAUUCUAGACAUGAAAAUGAGCAGCCAACCCCAGCAAGACGAAGACACCCAACCAUCCUCAAGCACAACCUCCCUCCUCGCCCUCCAGCCCGGCUCCAAAACCGACCUCCACAUCCUGCACAUCACCCACUACUCCACCGCCACGGGCAGUCCCUCCAAACGCCCCUCCCCAACCUCCUCCUCUACCCAAACCACGCACUUCUUCCCCGCGAAAGGCGACCUCCUCGACGCGAAAUGGAUCCCCUACACCAACAACACCUCCUUCCUCACCCUCUUCAAAUUCCUCGACGGCCACACCAAGAUCACCAAACACAGCCUCUCGCAGGAAGACAAGGAGACGUUGGAGUCGGAAGAAAUCCAGCACGUCUUCGCGGGGAAAGAGGGGUUCAGACCGGUGAAGUUGAUCGUUGGGGGGAGGAAGGGGAGGUUGGUUUGUGUGGUUUUGGGGAAUCGGGGGAGGGAGUGGAGGGUUUUGGAUUUGGAUGGUGGGGUGAAGAUGGAUGAUGGAGAUGGGGAUGAGAUGGGGAUGAGAUGA
Zasmidium cellare ATCC 36951 is the source of this 2535-nucleotide messenger RNA. RefSeq lists its product as uncharacterized. The transcript has a single exon. Lineage: Eukaryota; Fungi; Ascomycota; Dothideomycetes; Mycosphaerellales; Mycosphaerellaceae. The coding region runs from base 1 to 2535 and encodes 844 amino acids. Gene Ontology annotation, cellular component: anaphase-promoting complex; nuclear periphery. Gene Ontology annotation, biological process: positive regulation of mitotic metaphase/anaphase transition; anaphase-promoting complex-dependent catabolic process; protein K11-linked ubiquitination. The record is from RefSeq and is a predicted model, not a curated record.